Messenger RNA from Zingiber officinale, 893 nucleotides. Its product is annotated as protein CURVATURE THYLAKOID 1C, chloroplastic-like. The record is from RefSeq and is a predicted model, not a curated record. The transcript has 5 exons. The coding region runs from base 264 to 713 and encodes 149 amino acids. Gene Ontology annotation, cellular component: thylakoid; chloroplast thylakoid membrane. Lineage: Eukaryota; Viridiplantae; Streptophyta; Magnoliopsida; Zingiberales; Zingiberaceae.
ACUGUCUGUGUCGAGAAGGAACAAUUUCAUCCGACACCAUAACAUGCAUGGCUCACGUGAACUAGAUUCUCCAAAAACUUAGGGAGCAAUCUGCAAUAUUUCGGAUAAAAGAGCUAGUUUUCGCCACUAAAAAGGACAGGCACGAAAGCAGCGAGUUUUUCUGCUCGAGCUGCUAAAAUUCAACCCCCACGAAUUCAAGACGAGGUACCAACUCCAGCAAAGGAUCCUUUUUAUAUCUCUAGAUUCUCGCUUGUGGAGAAGUAAUGGCUUUUGCUACUGCCGUGACGCCGCCAUCUCUAUUUCCGGUUCCAACUCGUCCCCUUUCCGCAAUUACUCGAAGGUUUCCAUCCCCUACGUUCACAGGUGGAGGGAGGUGCACGUCUAUUGUUGCCAAGGCUGUGGGAGAUAACUCUGACACUUCUGAUGGCAGCAUUGUGAAAUCUGUCCAAGAUGCUUGGAGCAGCUCGGAAAAUCUAAUUGGCGUUGCUGGUCUUGGAUUUGCAGCAAUUGUUGCAGUUUGGGCCUCUAGUAAUCUUAUUGGGGCUAUCGACAAGCUUCCUGUGGUACCAAUCGUCUUCGAAGUCAUAGGCCUACUAUUCACCUGGGUAAGUCUGCAAAGUCUGGGGCUAAAACUUUGGCUUCUAGAAACUUGUCUAACCAUUUCGAUUCUUCCAAUGUUUACAGUGGUUCAUCUAUCGCUACCUUUUGUUUAGACCGGACAGGGAAGAAUUUUCAAAAAUUGUUAAGGAUGCAAUUUCAAGUGUUCUUGGCAAGUGAGAGGCUGCAAAAGACAUCUGCUGCAAUUUAAAGUGGAUUCCUGUAAUAUAAGUGAGAUAUCGUGUACUGAAAAACCAGAAUAAGCACUUAAUAUUGAUGUGAAUUUUAAAAAUGCA